Messenger RNA from Pogona vitticeps (central bearded dragon), 4660 nucleotides. It is a transcript of the gene SEC23IP, whose product is annotated as SEC23 interacting protein. Gene Ontology annotation, molecular function: glycerophospholipase activity; metal ion binding; protein binding. Gene Ontology annotation, biological process: endoplasmic reticulum to Golgi vesicle-mediated transport. Lineage: Eukaryota; Metazoa; Chordata; Lepidosauria; Squamata; Agamidae. Gene Ontology annotation, cellular component: COPII-coated ER to Golgi transport vesicle; cytoplasm. The record is from RefSeq and is a predicted model, not a curated record.
UUCUUCUUUCUCCUCUUCUCACUUCACUUCUUCCUCCUCAGCGCGGGCUCGCGUUGGCGGGAGAGAUGGGAGGAGACCCGUGACUCCCGUGGCGCCAUCUUAGAGCCGGGCGGAAGGGGCAGGAUUCUGUGAGGGACAGCCGAGACGGAGACGUGGACGCGGUACAAUCAUGGCUGCCCCGAGAGGCUCGCUGGCUGGCACCACGUCCGCUGCGAGUGGCAGCACGAACUUGCUCUUUUCUUCGUCAGCCACCGAGUUCAAUUUCACGGUUCCCUUCAUCCCAGUGAGCCAAGCCCCGCCGCCACCGCCGCCUCCAGCCGACGCCUCGGGGCCUGGCCUCCUGCCUACAGAUGACUCCACUGAUGUUGGGGAAGAAGACAGCUUCCUGGGCCAGAUAUCUGCCAAUCCUAAUCCCCCACCAACAUUCAGUUAUUUCUCCCAGGUUCCUAGCGCUAGUGAUCCUUUUGGAAGCAUUGGGCAACCACCCUUAGGAGUGACAUCUCCAUCCCAAACUGGAAUGUCUGUUUUCUCUAAGCCUCCAGUAUCUCUCGCGCUUCUUCCUGGAUCACAAGAUGGGCCAAAUGUUUUCUCAGCAGCUCCAACCCAGUCGCAGUCUUCUAAUACACCACCUACUUCACUACAGGGAAUUGGUUCAUACCAAACAUCCCACCAGAGUGGUGCUCCACCAACUGGCUUUUCAACGCUUCCUCAUGGUACACCUCAGCAAGGCUACAAUCCGUACCGUCACACUACUUUAAGCAGUAGAGCCAAUCCGUACAUCACUCCACCACAGCUUCAACAAAGUCAUACACCCACUGAGAGUGUGCAGCCUCCACCCUCUGUACCACCCGUGCAGAUGUAUCCAACUCCUCCAGGGCCAUUGCCACCGUCAGCACUGUCACCUCAGGCCUCAGUUUCAGCAGGUGCACUGGUAAAGGCGCCACCCAUCUUACUACAUAACCAAUAUGAACCAGUUCAGCCUCAUUGGUUUUACUGCAAGGAGGUCGAAAACAAGAAGCUGUGGAUGCCAUUCAGUGUCUUGGAUUCUACAGCUCUAGAGGAAAUUUAUAAUUCUGUGCAACCUGACCCAGAGAGUGUGGUCUUGAGUACUGAUGGAGGACGUUAUGAUGUUUAUCUCUAUGACCGAGUGAGGAAAGCUGUGUAUUGGGAAGAAGAGGAAUCUGAAGUGAGACGAUGUACUUGGUUUUACAAAGGCGACACAGACAGCAGAUUUAUUCCUUACACAGAAGAUUUCAGUGAAAAGCUGGAGGCGGAAUAUAAAAAAGCUGUUACCACAAAUCAGUGGCAUCGACGGCUGGAAUUUCCAGGUGGAGAAACUAUUGUUAUGCAUAAUCCUAAGGUUAUAGUUCAAUUCCAACCUUCUGCAAUACCAGAUGAAUGGGGUACCACACAAGAUGGUCAGACAAGACCAAGAGUGGUAAAACGAGGGAUCGAUGAUGAUCAUGAGGAAAUUCCUGAUGGUGAAGUAUCUCAAAUUGACCAUUUAGUAUUCAUGGUGCAUGGGAUUGGCCCUGUCUGUGAUCUACGGUUCAGAAGUAUUGUUGAAUGUGUCGAUGAUUUUCGAACAGUAUCCCUGAAACUGUUGAAGACACAUUUCAGGAAGUCAGUUGAAGAGCUCAAAGUAAAUCGUGUCGAGUUUUUGCCAGUUCAUUGGCAUAGUUCCUUGCAUGGAGAUGCAACAGGGGUAGAUAGGAAUAUUAAAAAAAUAACUUUGCCAACUAUUGGACGUCUGCGACACUUCACCAAUGAGACUCUGCUUGAUAUUCUGUUUUACAAUAGCCCCACCUACUGUCAAAGGAUUGUGGAUAAAGUAGGAUUGGAGAUGAACCGUCUGUAUGCACUUUUCAUGAGCAGAAAUCCUGACUUUAAGGGCGGAAUCUCUGUUUCUGGUCAUAGUUUAGGUUCCUUAAUAUUAUUUGACAUACUUUCCAACCAAAAAGACUGGGCUUCUACAGUUAAUUCUGUGGUACCUGUUGCUACAAAUGGUGUUGUAAAGGAUAUGGCUGAAUAUGACCAACAGAUGGUAGUGGAUUCUAACUCAGCCAGUUCCGCACUUUGUCUUUCAUAUGAUGAAAAUGCUGAUCAUGAUGGAGAAGAGGAUAUUCCAACCUUGGAAAGAACUUUGGAAAUGCUUAGCUUGUCUGAGUACAUCAGCACAUUUGAAAAGGAGAAGAUUGACACUGAAUCUCUGCUGAUGUGUACAAUUGAUGAUCUGAAGGAAAUGGGAAUACCUCUUGGACCACGAAAGAAGAUAGCAAACUUUGUCAAAGACAGAGCAGCCAAACAGGAACAGAGGAAAGUUGCGCUGGAGAAAAAGGCAGCAAUGGAUGCCCUUAAAAGGAACCAGGAAGAAUCGGCAAAAAAGGUGGCCAAUUUUACAGCACCUUCAGAGCCUAGUAUGCCUCAGGAUAAAUCCAAGAAAAGACUUCCAGUUGGAGCUUCAGUUUUGUCUGCACAUAUAGAUUAUGAAUAUUUUGAUGUGGGUACUGGGCAGGUGUCGGUGGUAUACAGUGCACUUGACUUUGAGCCAGAGAUUUUCUUUGCUCUGGGUUCUCCAAUCGGUGUAUUUCUGACUGUAAGAGGAGUGGAAAAAAUUGAUGAAAACUACAAGCUCCCCACCUGCAAGGGAUUCUUCAACAUUUAUCAUCCACUUGAUCCAGUGGCUUACAGGCUAGAACCUAUGAUUAUUCCUGACUUCAGCAUAAAACCAGUUCUGAUUCCACAUCACAAAGGCAGAAAGAGACUUCACCUUGAGUUGAAGGAUUCUCUGUCUCGUAUGGGAUCAGAUUUGAAGCAAGGUUUUAUCAGCUCGUUGAAAAGUGCUUGGCAAACCCUUAAUGAAUUUGCACGUGCUCAUACCUCAUCUACUCAGCUCCAAGCAGAACUGGAGAAAGUGGCUCAUCAAAUUAAAGAGGAAGAAGAAAAAAAUGAAGCAGAAGCAGAAAAGAUUGUUGAGAGUCCAGAUUUUUCAAAAGAUGAAGACUUGAAUGUAAAAGUUGGUUUGCUAAACGGAGGCCGGCGUAUUGAUUAUGUUCUGCAAGAAAAACCCAUAGAAAGUUUCAAUGAAUACUUGUUUGCUCUACAGAGCCACUUGUGCUAUUGGGAAUCUGAAGAUACAGCUUUGCUUCUCCUGAAAGAAAUAUAUAGAACUAUGAAUGUCUAUCCUGAACAACCACAGCAUUGAUGUAUGGACGCUUGUCAUGGAGAGCCUCAUUCCUAAUGUUCCUUUUGGUUUGCUAAUAACCUUUCGAAGAGGCAGCGCCAAUUGCCCGGUUACAGAUGACAGACAUACUUUUCCUCUGCAGCCUUCAGAUUCCAUCCAACCUUUUUUUUUUGCCCUGUUAAAGAAAGUGGGGUAUACGAAGAAAAAAAAAUCAAGUCUGCCUUUCAGAAUACACAUACAGUUUCCCCAGGCUUGAAUCAUUUGUGGAAUCUUUGCCAAACCUAAGUGACCCUUCAAGAAGUGUGUGGCAUGCAAAUUCAUCUUUCUAAUAUGCCUGGAUUAGUUGGUUUAUCAAACCUCUGUUUUCUAUUGAGGCUGUAUGUUUUUAUUUAUAAGACAUAUUGUUGAUAAACUGCAAUAACUUUUUGAUUAAUAAAAAGAAUUUUGUCCCAUUUCUUUAAAAAUGUGAAGUAGUUCAAGCUACUUGAAUUCAAAAUUACAUCAAGUCAUUUAUACUUGCUGGAAUGAACAACUAAAGCCAGUUUGUUAUAAUGGAGUAGCCUAAUAUUAAGAUUUUAUAAAAGCCUUCUGAGCCUCUGAUUGUGUGUGUUUUCAUUUUGUUUUUGGUGCCUGUGACAUAAUUUUCUUACUCUAGAUGAUGGAAAAAACUGCUAUGAAGUAGGUGCUGAUCUAUACAUCUUGCUCCGUGUGUGUCUCCACAUAGGGAGCAGUGACUAUCAAGUUGAGGUACCUGAGACUAUAUCUUAUUUGAGGACUGGAUAAGUGCAUUAUGGACUCACAGGAAAAGAGGAUUGUUUUGAAGAUCAUAUUCAGAGGCAUUCUUUUUCUUGCUUUUUCUCUAGUGAAAUAUAUGAUGCUCUAAUGAAUACAUUUAUGAACACUGGACUUCUUCGGCUUAUUUCCUGCUGCUUGUGGUAUUUUAUUUUAUUUGCUGAUUGGCCAGUUUUUCACCAAAAAUAAUAUUGCAACAACUUUUGUUUGUUUCGGUUAUAGAUAGUGGAUUCUUAUGGAUCAGUAGCAUUUUCCUCAAGUAUAUGAUUUUUAGGGGAUGUACCCACAUUAUUUUUUUAUAAAGACAUAGCAGUGUCAUUCUCAGAGAAGGAGGUAUAAAAUAGAAGUAGAGAUUUUGUAACUAGAUCAGCCUUUUCCUGCUGUAGGAGCUGUGCACCUGGUUCAGUACACUAUGCUACAUUUACCUAUUUUAUAUGUCUUCAUAAGUAUGAUAUUCUGGCUGAUAUUAAAAGAUAUUGAGUCUCAGAAAGCAAUGGAAUCUUCCCAGUACUGUUUCUUUUUUCUCAUUCUGAAUGUUGGUGCUCCAUUUAUCAGUUUGAAAUUUCCUGUCAGUCAUUUGUUAAACUAGAACAAAUUCUGUAAGAAGGAUGGCAGAUGAAUCGGCACCUUGUCAAUUGAAAUAGCAAAUGGGAAAGACCUCCAAUAAAUCUUGGAUUAAAUUUG